AUGAAAGCAGUGGGAAACAGAGACACUAUGGCUGCCACUCUGUCUCUUACUCAGCUCUCCAGUGGAAAUCCCAUCUAUGACAAAUACUAUCGACAGGUUGAUCCGACUGGCAGUGGGCGGGUGGCGGCAGCUGAUGCAGCUCUGUUCCUGAAGAGGUCAGGCUUAGCUGACCUGGUCCUGGGGAAGAUCUGGGAUUUGGCAGACUCUGAACGUAAAGGUUCUCUCAACAAACAGCAAUUCUUCAUAGCGUUGCGGUUGGUAGCCUGUGCUCAAAAUGGCCUGGAGGUGGCACUCAAGAGCCUUAAUGCGGCUGUUCCUCCCCCAAAAUUUCGUGACACAAGCAGCCCACUGUUAACGGGAGGAGUGGCUGUCGACAUACCCUGGGUUGUCAAGCCUGAGGAGAAAAUGAAGUUUGACUCCAUCUUUGACAGUCUGGGUCCAGUGGGAGGGAUGCUAACAGGUGACAAGGUUAAGCCUGUCCUGCUUAACUCCAAACUACCAGUGGACAUCCUCGGCAGGGUUUGGGAGCUCAGUGACCUUGACAGAGAUGGCAUGUUGGACAAAGAUGAAUUUUCUGUGGCCAUGUAUUUGGUGUACAGAGCUCUGGAGGGGGAGCCUGUUCCCAUGUCCCUACCACCUCCCCUGGUUCCACCCUCCAAAAGGAAAAAACCCUCGGUGCCACCCGUGCUGCCCCUGUUGCCCUCGCCCCCCUCUGUCAAAGACAGUCGCUCCUCCCACGCUGGCUCAAAGACCAUGCCCCACCCCCCUAAACCCACCCCAGCUCCUGUCCCAGCACCAGCAGCUGUCUCUUGGGUGGUGUCAGCAGCAGACAAAGCCAAGUACGAUGAGCUCUUCAACAAGACAGACAGUGACAUGGAUGGGCUGGUGUCUGGACCCGAAGUCAGAGAUAUCUUCCUCAAGACUGGGCUGCCCUCUGCCACGCUCGCACGCAUCUGGGAGCUUUGUGACAUUGGAGACAUUGGGAAACUGACCCGAGAGCAGUUUGCCCUGGCGCUUUAUUUAAUCAAUCAGAAGCUGACUAAAGGCCUGGACCCUCCGCAGAGCCUCUCCCCAGAGAUGAUCCCUCCAUCUGACAGACAAAACAUCAAACAGAAUAAUGCAGUAAACCUGGCAGCUGACUUCUCGGCCAUCAAGGAGCUUGACUCUCUCAGUAACGAGAUUGUUGAACUACAAAGGGAGAAGAGUUCUGUCGAAGAGGAGAUCAAGGAGAAGGAGGAAGCCAUCAGGCAGCGCAGCAGCGAAGUGCAGGACCUACAAGACGAGGUGGCAAGGGAGAGCGAGGAGCUCCAGCGACUCCAGGCUCAGCGUCAGAAGGUCCAGGAGGCCUUAGAGGAGCUGGACCAACAGAAGGGCUCCCUGGAGGAGCAGCUGGCUCACAUUCGCCAACAGACCAGCCAGGAGACACAACUGAUCUCAUCACUGCAGUCGGAGCAUGAAGAGCAGGAACAGAGGAUAUGUCAGUAUGAGGAGGAACUGGUCCAGGCCCGAGACGAGCUCCUUGCUCUGCAGGAGGAGAGCAGGAGGCUGCAGGAGAAAGUCCAGGCCGCUCAGGAGCAGCUCACACCUCUGCAAGAGUCUGUGCGAGACUCCUUCACACAAGUUGCACAGGUUCAGCAGAAACUGAAUGACCUUCAGGUGGAGGAGAGAUCAGUGACCGCCCAGCUCAGCUGGAAGAGAGCCCUGGAGGACAGCUCUCCUGUCAUGGUCAAUGGAUCAGCAGGCCCUACAGCAGAGCUCCACCAGGGGGACCCCUUCAGUCAGGAUCUUUUCCAGGAGGACCAGCCUAAAGAGCUGAAGGAGGAAGAACCAGCUGCUGUCUGCAAUCUUCAGAAAGAAGAACCAGAUCAAAAAGAGAAAGGAGCGAAUGAGAAAGAAGAGGAAGAAGAGAAGGAGGACGAGAGUCCAAAUACUUUAGAGGAGGAAAAGCCGAAGCCUGAUGCCUUGGAUGAUCUCUACACUAGUCUAGCUUCCUCUGAUAUGUACAAUAGUCUAGCAACCCUCGCCAAGCAACGGGACAACACUGUUAGGGAACACAGUAGCCCUGAAGUCUCCUCAGAAGUUGCAGAUGAUGCAGAGGAAUCCUCUAAAGAGAGUCCGCCAAAGCAGGUUGAAUCACCAGAGCAAGAGAGCAAACAGGAGCCAGCAGAGUCCCCAGAAACCACCACUACCACCUCAUUACCACCUCAAGUUGGCCCUCGCUCCAUGCCGCCACAGACCAGUCCUCCCUCCCUGCCUGAGAUGGACUUCUUCCAUUCAGACCCUUUUACUGACCACGACCCAUUCAAAGAUGAUCCAUUUGGAAAAGCAGAUGUUGCAGAUCCUUUUGGAGGAGAUCCGUUUAAGGGGACAGACCCCUUUGCUGCAGACUCUUUCUUCACACAGACCUCCAGCGCCCCCUUUUCUUCCGAGGACCCUUUCUCUGCCUCGGCUGACCCAUUUGGUACCACUGCUGGCGUACCAGAACCAGACCUGUUUGCAGCCAAGUUGAAUGAUGCCGCAGCUGCACCAGCAGCGGGUCCCGAUCCCUUCACUUCCAAACCUACCAAUCCAGCUUUAGCGUCCAAGGAUCCAUUCAGCUCCACUGGGAACAACAUGGCUGAGUCUGACCCAUUCGGAGGCAAAGUCAACACCAUGGCAGAGGAGGAUCCUUUUGGUUCUCAGGACGGAGGGACAGAUCCCUUCAGCUGCUCGUCGGCCAGCUCUGAUCUGGCAGUGAAGGACACUGCAGCAACCAAUGACCCUUUCGCUCCAGGUGGUACUACAGUGAGCGCCAGCUCAGAUCCAGAUCCGUUUGCUGCUGUGUUUGGUAAUGAAUCAUUUGGAGGGGGCUUUGCAGAUUUCAGUGCCUUGACAAAGUCAAACGGUGCUGACCAGUUUGGCAUCAACAAUAAGAACCUGUUCCAGGAAGACAGUCAGUCUACCAGCCCUGACCUGCCCCCUGCCCUGCCCCCGAAAACGGGUACGCCAACUAGACCACCUCCUCCACCUCCAGGUAAGAAAUCGUCCAUCUCCAGAACAGAGUCCUCUGACUCCUUCCAUCGACGAGGGCACUUCCUCCCACAGCCUUCAGGAGACUUCUCCUCCUCUUCCUCCUCGCCUCCCCUGCCUGCCAAGGAUCCUUUAGCCGACCCCUUCGCCCCCUCCUCCCCUCCUCGCCACAACGUACGGGAAGCUGACCGAUUUGCCAGCUUUGACAAAUAUCCAACAGAGGAAGACAUGAUAGAGUGGGCGAAGCGCGAGAGUGAGCGAGAAGAGAAGGAGCGACUUGCCAGGCUCACCCAGCAGGAACAAGAGGACCUGGAGCUGGCCAUCGCUCUCAGCAAAUCUGAACUCUCCUGAGGAGCUUGUUCCCCCUCCCUCCCCUGGCCUGGCCUGGCCUGGCUCGGCUCACUUUGGCUCGGCACAGCACAGCACAGCCCGGCCCAGCCCAGCCCAGAAAGCACCAAAGCAAAGUGGGGACUGUAUAGGACUGAUUCAGCAGCACCUGCUGACCCCAUGAAGAGACGUUCUUAGAAUAAACCCAUCCCUGAAUCUUUCAGCAACCUGACCCCACUCCUCCCCAGACUGUGUUCACUGUUCACAGGUGUUGCAGUAGCGCGUUUCUCCAUCCUGUUGGUCUCUGUGGUUUUCUUUUGGAGGAGAGGACCGAGAUGGAGUGUAUGGUUUGUUUCAAUGAAAUGCAGUGAAUAUGGAUUUAGAGAGUGUCAAGUGUUAAGCUCAUGAUUCUCUUAUAAUGCCACAUUAACUCUCCAGAAUGUAAUUUAUUUAAAACUAGAUUGAAAUGGCCUUGUCAGAAGCCUUGUCUUUAUCCACUAACCAAACUCACUACACUUUUAUAACAUCUCAGCUCUCUCCAGCUUCUAAAUUCAUACUGAGAUUUUAUUAGUUAAUGAUAGACAUGCCAAAAAAAGGCCCAAGUUUUCUUCCAAGAAACUCUGUUAAUUUUCUGAAACUCAGCAUUUCAUGGCUGAGUUUCAGAGGAAGUGUUGUAACAAAAUCCAGGCAUGUAUCUUUAUUAUCGUCCUUUUCAAAUUGAGUGAUUAUAUACUUUUUCAGUCCUGUACAACAGCAGAGGGCCUGUGGGAUUUUUUUUUUUUUUUUUGACAGAAUUCAACAUUUCUACAUGUUUAACUGGAAGUUACCAGUCCUCUUAUAUGUGAAAUGCAUGUGCAGAUGUGAAAUGCUAAAAUGGGACGAAUCCAUCACAGCUGCCGCACUCAGCUUCAUGAUACUUUCAUUUCUUUUAAAUUGAGGUAGUGCAAAGCUUUGCCCUGCAUCUGUUCUGUCUGUUAGAAAGUCUUUUUUUGGGGGGGGGCACAACAAGGAUAUAACUGUUAAUUGAUUUGAUUGAGUCCAACUUUCAUUAUCUGAGAUUUAAAUGAUAUCCAAACUGCUGAGUGUGGACUUUAACAGACAUGGAUAAGUUUAAAACUGAUGAAUGUAUGUGUCUUGAACCUUUACUUCCUUUACUCGCACAUUUAAUGAAUAGUGUUAAUAACUGUUAAUCCUGGGAGGCCAGAGGUCAGGCACAGAGCAGUCUCCUUAAAACAGUGUCUUCCUCAGUGAAAACCCAGCAGCAUGGACGCUGGUUGGGUAACUUUUUUUUUUUUUUUAAUGAAAGAGAAACAUUUCCUCAAUUACUCUAUAUCCAUGUCACAAAGUUCACACCAGGUCCCAUUUUAAAGAGUGCCACUGCUCGUGCUUCUCUUGUUAGCAUUUGUAUGUCGUUUUUCUUUUGUUUUUCUUUUGUUUUUUUUGUUUUUUUAAGUUUUUCAGGAUGUUUUCCAGGAGAUGCUUCCUCUCUGAGAGGUUAACUGGAUUUCAAAGUCUUACACAAAGUCAGUGAAAGUUGAUGAGUGUCUCUGUGAUUUUGGUGGAGCAUUUCUGUCUGUGCUCUUCAGACUCUGUCUGUAUUUAACUUGCAAAAAGGCUGUCUGCUGGUGUUGUGAGGAUAAAGGCUCCGGUUGCACUGCCAUCCAAGGGAAGGCUCGAUUGAGCACAUAAGGACUUUUUGUUUUAUUUUUUUUUCAUUUUCUUCUAAUUUCUGACCAAACAAUGCACAACACUUUGGACAUCUCUUCCUGUUCUGUUUUUUUCUUAUUUCAUUUAGAAUGAGCAGCAUCAUGUAGUUUCCGCUUCUCAUGUUUAACCCGUUUACUGUUUGCACUUCCUCCUUAGUGCAGUCUCUCAUAUUGCAGUACACUUUCAUUGUAAAUACAGGAGAACCAGAGUCGUCUGUCUGUUCUUCACCUUCACAGCUGAGUCUCUUGGCAUACUACAGUUAAUACUUUCAUUCUGUCGCAUUUAACAGCCCCCAGAAACUUUACUGUCAUUUGUACAGACUCCUUGAAUUUUACAAAUUAAGAACCACUUAUGUUUCUAGGCUUACCCAUAAAGGCUUUUUAAAACUCAAGCUAAUUGUAUUUUAUUUUGUAUUUUCUAACGUGUAAUAAAAAUCAUUAUUGGGAGGUUUGGCCAGAAUAUGUAAUGCAUUUAAUGAAAACAGAAUAAAUCUUAAAUGUGUA
Molecule: messenger RNA, 5546 nt
Organism: Toxotes jaculatrix (banded archerfish)
Lineage: Eukaryota; Metazoa; Chordata; Actinopteri; Toxotidae
Gene: eps15
Product: epidermal growth factor receptor pathway substrate 15
Exons: 25
Coding region: 1-3360 (1119 amino acids)
Biological process (GO): endocytosis; endosomal transport
Cellular component (GO): plasma membrane; cytoplasm; clathrin coat of coated pit
Molecular function (GO): cadherin binding; calcium ion binding
Source: RefSeq, a predicted model, not a curated record